Pygocentrus nattereri (red-bellied piranha) is the source of this 1396-nucleotide messenger RNA. RefSeq names its product COMM domain containing 10 (gene commd10). NCBI's taxonomy places the organism in Eukaryota, Metazoa, Chordata, Actinopteri, Characiformes, Serrasalmidae. The transcript is spliced from 7 exons. The record is from RefSeq and is a predicted model, not a curated record. The coding region runs from base 106 to 705 and encodes 199 amino acids.
ACGUCAUGCGACACGUGACUGCUGGACAGGAAGAGCUUCCACUGGCAAAACAAAUGUUCUUCAGGCAGAGACUGGCUCUAUAAUUAAGAUUAUCUGACUCUCGCCAUGGCUGCAAUCGCUAAAGAGACACAGAGCAUCAAAGAGGCGGUGGGCCACAUCAAUCAGGUUGACGCCAAUAAGUUUGGCCGGCUGCUCUCUCGCAUCCUUCAGAAACUUCACCUUAAGGGAGAGCGCUCCUUCAGUGAAGACGAGGAGCAGAAGUUACAGACAGCUCUGGCUAUGGAGAAGCAAGCUCUUCACCUGGUCCUGGAGACCACAUCAUUCCUAUUAGAACAGGCUGUGUAUCACAAUAUUAAACCAGCAUCCUUCAAGCAGCAACUUGAAAACAUACAUAUCGCUCCAGAUAAGGCAGAGGCUUUUUGUCAAGCUUGGGCCACAGCUGGCCCAGAUGUUGUGGAGAAGAUUAGACAAAGAAUAUUUGCCCCUAAAAAGCUGGAUCACAUAGGCUGGCAGCUGAACCUUCAGAUGGCCCAAUCCUCACAGGCCAAGCUCAAGGCGCCGCACGCAGUGCUGGACCUGGGAGUCAAAGAGGAGGACGAGUCCGAGCAUCUGCAGCAUGUUUUUGUGGAAUUCAGCCACCAGGAACUGCUGGAGUUUUACAACAAGCUAGAGAUGAUUCAAGCACAGUUGGAUUCCCUUACUUGAUGCUCGAGCCAACCUUCAUGAGCAAGUCUGCUGUAUAUAGCCCACAUUUUCAUUGUAAUGGGGUUUUCAAAUCUGAUCCAGAAUAACAGGUGCUCCCCAUUUAAUUUCACUUUUGUUAAUUAUCACUUUGUAUGAUAACAGUCUGCGUCUAAAUUGCCACAUCUUAGAAAUGUGUAAUUCUCUUUUGUAUGAAUGAAGUGCUCUGCUUCAUAUUUGAGUCAAAGUACGGUCCUUGCCUCAAGCUGUCCGUCUUAGUGGAUCUCAAAACGUUGCACUGGUCAGAUUCUUUUACUUUGUCCUUACUCCAAUAACAAGGCGCAGCAAUGUUAAUAAUAAGUGGUUGCUUGCCUUAAGCUCCCAAUCGUCACAUGCAGCUAGAGGUUUCAUCACUUAAAACGUGUGAGAGUGUGAAGUCACACUCUUGAUCAGUUACUAAGUGUACGUCUGCGUUAAACAGCUUUACGGGUUUAACUUACGAAAUCCUGACAUAAACGGUAUGGCAUUCGGUUCAACAUGUGCUAAUUGGGAGUUCUUGUAACUAAAGUGUGUUAAAGCCCUUUGUGUCGCUCAUCAGACACUAUUUUAAACAGUGAAGGAUCUUCUUUGAACGGCGCCAUGUCAUUUUAUAGUUUACUGUUUGUGCUGCACUCACUGAACUGAACUUUCAUUAAAUUGAUGAUGGAAGUGCUAA